Molecule: messenger RNA, 4087 nt
Organism: Aquila chrysaetos chrysaetos
Lineage: Eukaryota; Metazoa; Chordata; Aves; Accipitriformes; Accipitridae
Product: protein O-GlcNAcase-like
Exons: 17
Coding region: 135-3647 (1170 amino acids)
Biological process (GO): glycoprotein metabolic process
Molecular function (GO): beta-N-acetylglucosaminidase activity
Source: RefSeq, a predicted model, not a curated record
CCUCCGCGCAUCCCUGCAUCCCUCCGCGCAUCCCUGCAUCCCUCCGCAGAUCCCUCUGUCCCUCCGCGCAUCCCUCCAUCCUCCCGCGCACCCCUCCGCCCGCCCCAGCACCGGCAGGCCGCUCCUGCGCGGGUAUGGCGGGGCGGCCGCGCUUCCUCUGCGGCGUGGUGGAAGGUUUCUAUGGGAGACCAUGGUCUAUGGAACAGAGGAAACUUCUCUUUCAAUGGCUGAAACGCUGGGGGCUGAACUGCUACAUGUAUGCACCCAAGGACGAGCUGAAGCACCGGCUGCUCUGGCGAGAGCCCUACACAGAGCAUGAGGCAGCCUGCAUGCGGUCUCUCAUCGAAGCUGCCCAAGAGCAGGGUGUGGAGUUUGUUUUCGCCAUUUCUGCUGGUCAGGACAUGGUGUUUUCAAGUGCCGGGGAUCGGCUCCUGCUGCAGGAAAAACUCAGGCAGGUGGCUGCCAUGGGGUGCCACUCCUUCGCGCUGCUCUUUGACGACAUCGACCCCUGCAUGUGCCAAGCUGACAGAGACGUCUUCCCCUCCCUGGCGCAGGCUCAGGCCUCUGUGGCCAACGAGGUGUACCAGGAGCUGGGCCAACCCUCCGUCUUCCUCUUCUGCCCUACAGAGUACUGCAGCUCUCUGUGCUCUCCCAGCCCCAGCCAGUCCUGCUACUUGCUGACCAUAGGCCAGGAGCUGCUCCCAGGGAUUGGUGUCAUCUGGACAGGCCCAAAGGUGGUGUCACAGGAGCUCUCAGCCACGCAGCUGGAGGAGGUGGAGGGUGUCCUGCGGCGCCGCCCCGUCAUCUGGGACAACCUGUACGCCAACGACUAUGACUGCAGACGUGUCUUCCUGGGCCCCUACAUGGGACGUGCCCCUGGCCUCAUGUCCAGGCUCCGUGGACUGCUCCUCAACCCCAACUGUGAACUCCAGGCCAACUUCAUCCCCAUACACACAUUGGGCAGCUGGUUUCGGAGCGAGCUGAGGAGCUGCGCCCACGCUGAUCAUGCAGGGAUGGAGACUGCGACAGCCCUGGAGGACAGCCAAGGCUCAGAGGAGGGGAGCUACAGCCCCCAGGACGCCUUGGAGCUGGCGCUGCAUGACUGGGUUGCUGAGAUAAACCGGCAGGCCUUGGAGCCAGGAGGAAGGACCCCAAGACACGCCAGCGUCAGCCUCAAGGGAGGAAUGAGGCUGCAGCCUGGCACAGCGAGAGGACACGAGGUCAUGCCCGAACCCCAGCCCCAUGACUCUGUUCCCAGUGGGGCAGACCAGCAUGGCCCUGAGCCCUGUGGUGUGGCACCAGGGGAGGAAAGGAAGAAGGUGAUCUCGGAGCCUGAGAAGGGCAGUGGGAGCAGGACCCUCGCUAGCAGUCGGCAAAGCCCCACGGGGAAUGGGGACCAGCUCACCAUGGGGAGCAGAGAGACCUGUGAGCCCUCCUCUGCUCUGCCCAGCAUGGCUGGGAGUGCCCAGUCUGCAGGAACCCCGGUGGCCACCGAGACCCUCCACAGUCCAGGCCCAUCCAUGUGCUGCAGCAAUGGGGCCAACACCAGCCAGAACAUUCCCCUACCCACCAGUGAUGCCAGGACAGGGGGUGGCAGCUCCCUCCAGCCCCCCAGCAGUACCCAGCCUGAGGACAGCAGGGCUGACAUGCCCCAGACACCUCCAGGGCCUGGAGCUGGUACCAGCGCUGGCCUCCUGGCACUGCUCACUGGUGGGGCUGGCGCCAGCCCUGGCUCCCCAGCACCACUCACUGAUGGGGCUGGCGCCAGCCCUGGCUCCCCAGCACCACUCACUGAUGGGGCUGGCACCAGCCCCGGCUCCCCAGCACCGCUCACUGGUGGGGCUGGUACCAGCCCCGGCUCCCCAGCACCGAUCACUGGUGGGGCUGGCGCCAGCCCCGGCUCCCCAGCACCGCUCACUGAUGGGGCUGGCGCCAGCCCCGGCUCCCCAGCACCACUCACUGGUGGGGCUGGCGCCAGCCCUGGCCUCCCAGCACCGCUCACUGAUGGGGCUGGCGCCAGCCCCGGCUCCCCAGCACCGCUCACUGGUGGGGCUGGCGCCAGCCCUGGCCUCCCAGCACCGCUCACUGGUGGGGCUGGCGCCAGCCCUGGCCUCCCAGCACCAGUCACUGAUGAGGUUGGUGCUAGCCCUGGCCCCAUGGCACCAUUGACCCCAGAGGAGGCUGGAUCCAGCCCCAUGGCCCUGCUGACCCUGGAGGAGGCUGGGUCUGGCCCCACGGUACCACUGACCCCCAAGGAGGCCAGGACCAGCCCCACAGCACCAGUGACCCCAGAGGAGGCCAAGUCUAGACCCAUGGCAGCGCUGACUCCAGAGGAGGCCAGGUCCAUCCCCACGGCACCGCUGACCUCAGAGGACGCUGGGUCUGUCCCUACGGCACUGCUGACCCUUGAGGAGGCCAGGUCCAACCCCACAGCACCACUGACCCCAGAAGAGGCCAGGUCCAGCCCCAUGGCACCGCUGACUCUGGGGGAGGUGCGGAUGCUGGUGGAGCUCUUCUACCUGCCCUAUCACCAUGGGCCACUGGCGCAGCAUCUCCUGGAGCACUUUCGGUGGCUCCGGGCAAACAGCCUCAGCGUGGGGGUCCCGGCCACGGCAACUAAUGCCUGCGGGGGCACACUGUGGCGCGGCCGAGCCCAGUCCUUCCAGCUGCUCUGCAGUCAGACGUGCCGCCUGCACAGCCGCUUUGUCAGCAGCACCGGGCAGGCGCUGCUCUACGACCUCCACCCCUACCUCUGGGACAUCCGCAACAUGCUGCUGGCCGCCAGUGCCUUUGUCCUCUGGCUGGAUGGCCAUCUCCUCUGCGACCCUGACCCCAAGGGGACCUGGGGAAGCUGCUUUGGCUGGUGCCAGAGCAUCACUGCCCCGAUCUUGCUGGGGGGGGACGCUGAGCCCUGGGCACGUCGUGGGGGCCUCUUUGGAGAGCUGCAGGCACUGCUACCCGUGGGGAACAGCUGUGACCUCUUCUACCACCCACCUCCGCUCUUCCCAUCCAGCCAGCUGUACCUCCUGCGCCCGCUGCUGCCCCUGGACAAGGGAGAGCUUUACCGAAUGUGCCGGGAGAGUUUGGACUGUGACCCCAAAGUCGCAGAGAUCCUUGCGGCCCACCCCGAUCUCCUCGGUGACAGGCUGCUGGGCAGCUUCCUGAGCCUGAGCCCCGAGUACACAUUUGUGCUGGAGGAUGAGGGUGGUCUGUGCGGCUACGCAGCUGGAGCACUCUGCGCUGAAGGCUUCCUGCAACAGCGAGACAGCAGCUGGCUGCCGGCCGUACGGCACAAGUACCCCCGAGACCUGGGUGGAGGUGCCCCAGCUCUGGGACAGGAUGCCCUGGAUGAAGCACUGCUCUUCUUCCACGCAGAGCCACCAGCUGUGCCCCUGCCUGUGCUGCGGCGCUUCCCCUCCCUGGUGCAGCUGGGCACGGCCCCCCGCGUGCUGGACGUGGGGGCCAGCCGCAGCCUGGCCAUCUGCCUGCUGAGCACACUCAGGGCCAACGGGUCACGGGGAGUGUUUUGCCAGGUCGGUGCCACUGACCAGCAGCAGCUGAGCUUCUACAGCAAGCUGGGCUUCGUUGACCUGCCAGUGGCCUGGGGCAGCUCUCCUGGCGCUCGGCUCCUGGGACGUCUCCUCUGAGCACACUGCGUUAGGUGUGGGCACAGGGAGGCAGUGCCAUAGGACAGGCUGAGCCCCCAUCCUGCGCAGCACCGGCCCGAGGGAGCAGGAGCAGAGGGGGACCUUGAGGAGGAGCCAGCAACAUCCCCAGGCUGCCUGCAGACCACCAGGCCUGGCGAGAGCUACAUGGGCAGUAUUUAGGGUGGUGGUCUCAGAGCAUGGCACAAUGCAUUAGCGCUGAGGGAAUGUCCCUGUCCUGCAGGCUGGGCUGUCCAGCUCUCUCCGUCCCCUGUGUGGCCCUAGGCUGGGCAGCUGGUGCCGGGGCUGGCUCUUGGCGCCAACGAACUGCUUGUCGGUAUGGACCGAUCUGGUAUGGGACGCAGUGAGGCAGCCUCCAUCUCUGCUGCCCAGGGGCUGAGGGAAUUGCUGCCCUUGGCAAUAAAGCAUUUGCUGGGCUCUCA